AUGGAUUUCUCUUCGGUAAAAGCUAUGUUGGAUUCGAAGUCGUACGAGAAAGUUGCGGACGUGUGCGAUAACCUAAUGCUUCAGGUUGCAGCUGAUGGCAUUGCUUAUCAGGACGAUUGGCCCUACGCCAUUCACCUCCUCGCUCACAUUUACGUUCACGACAUCAAUAGUGCGCGCUUUCUUUGGAAAUCAAUACCUUCCUCAAUCAAAGAGAGCCAGCCCGAAGUCACCGCGGUUUGGAAAAUCGGUCAGAAGCUCUGGUUACGUGACUAUGCUGGAGUGCAUGAGGAAAUCCGUGGCUUUGAUUGGACUCAGGAUCUCCAAGGCCUAGUUGCUGCAUUUUCAGAACUUUACACGAAGGAGAUGUUUCAGCUGCUUCUCUCUGCUUACUCAACAAUAAGCAUCAAAGACACUGCUUUAUUUCUGGGAAUGAACGAGGAUGAUGCUACAAACUAUGUACUACAGCAAGGCUGGACAGUGGACCCUGCCUCUCGUAUGCUUAUUGUGAAGAAGCAACCUGUUGUGACCGAGCAGAAACUUGAUCAUAGUAAAUUGCAGCGAUUGACAGAAUAUGUCUUCCAUCUUGAGCAUUGA
Sphenostylis stenocarpa is the source of this 594-nucleotide messenger RNA. The record is from the annotation of a GenBank genome assembly. NCBI's taxonomy places the organism in Eukaryota, Viridiplantae, Streptophyta, Magnoliopsida, Fabales, Fabaceae.